Chionomys nivalis (European snow vole) is the source of this 1113-nucleotide messenger RNA. It is a transcript of the gene Fbl, whose product is annotated as fibrillarin. Gene Ontology annotation, cellular component: small-subunit processome; nucleolus; box C/D methylation guide snoRNP complex. The record is from RefSeq and is a predicted model, not a curated record. Lineage: Eukaryota; Metazoa; Chordata; Mammalia; Rodentia; Cricetidae. Gene Ontology annotation, biological process: box C/D sno(s)RNA 3'-end processing; rRNA methylation. Gene Ontology annotation, molecular function: RNA binding; histone H2AQ104 methyltransferase activity; rRNA methyltransferase activity. The coding region runs from base 97 to 1080 and encodes 327 amino acids. The transcript has 9 exons.
GUCGCGCGCAUGCGCUCCUUUCCACGUGCGAAAGCCUGAGACUCGUGGAGUGAGGGAAGCUGCUGAUUGCCGGAGCCGCGCGACCAGAACGCAGUGAUGAAGCCAGGUUUCAGCCCCCGUGGGGGUGGCUUUGGUGGCAGAGGAGGCUUUGGUGGUGACAGAGGUGGUAGAGGAGGACGAGGCGGACGAGGAGGCUUUGGCGGAGGUCGAGGAGGCUUUGGUGGAGGCCGAGGUCGAGGUGGAGGUGGAGGCUUCAGGGGACGAGGAGGUGGAGGAGGAGGUGGACGAGGUGGAGGCUUCCAGUCUGGGGGCGGCCGGGGUCGAGGUGGUGGCCGGGGAGGCAAGAGAGGAAACCAGUCAGGGAAGAAUGUGAUGGUGGAACCACAUCGGCAUGAAGGCGUCUUUAUCUGUCGCGGAAAGGAGGAUGCCCUUGUCACAAAGAAUCUGGUCCCUGGAGAGUCUGUGUAUGGGGAGAAGAGAGUCUCUAUUUCAGAGGGAGAUGACAAAAUUGAAUAUCGAGCCUGGAACCCCUUCCGUUCCAAGCUGGCAGCAGCAAUCCUGGGUGGCGUAGACCAGAUCCACAUCAAGCCAGGGGCCAAGGUGCUCUACCUUGGGGCAGCCUCAGGCACCACCGUCUCUCACGUCUCUGACAUCGUUGGCCCGGAUGGUCUGGUCUAUGCAGUUGAGUUCUCCCACCGUUCUGGCCGUGACCUCAUCAACUUGGCCAAGAAGAGGACCAACAUUAUUCCUGUGAUUGAAGAUGCCCGACACCCACACAAAUACCGCAUGCUUAUCGCCAUGGUGGAUGUGAUCUUUGCCGAUGUGGCACAGCCAGACCAAACCCGCAUUGUGGCCCUGAAUGCCCACACCUUUCUGAGGAAUGGAGGACACUUUGUGAUCUCCAUUAAGGCGAACUGCAUUGACUCUACAGCCUCAGCAGAAGCUGUGUUUGCCUCUGAAGUGAAGAAGAUGCAGCAGGAGAAUAUGAAGCCCCAGGAGCAGCUGACACUUGAGCCCUACGAACGGGACCACGCUGUGGUUGUAGGUGUGUACAGGCCACCUCCCAAGGUGAAGAACUGAAACUCGGAGCUGUCUGGAUUCGAAGAAGUGUGU